Gracilinanus agilis (Agile Gracile Mouse Opossum) is the source of this 1398-nucleotide messenger RNA. It is a transcript of the gene SHC2, whose product is annotated as SHC adaptor protein 2. The coding region runs from base 1 to 1398 and encodes 465 amino acids. Gene Ontology annotation, biological process: cell surface receptor protein tyrosine kinase signaling pathway; intracellular signal transduction. Gene Ontology annotation, molecular function: receptor tyrosine kinase binding. Gene Ontology annotation, cellular component: plasma membrane. The record is from RefSeq and is a predicted model, not a curated record. Lineage: Eukaryota; Metazoa; Chordata; Mammalia; Didelphimorphia; Didelphidae. The transcript has 7 exons.
AUGAGCAGCCGGGCAGGCCCGGGCCCCGGCGCCCCAUCUUCUCCCCCGCCCGCCUCCCCGGCCACCCCAAGACUCGGGUCCGAGGCCGGCCCAGACGAGCCCGACGCGCCCACUACUUUCUGUAAGCUCCUGCCCAGGAUGUCCCCGUGGAAGUUCUCGGGCCCCGCCGCCUUUCUCAGCCGCAGCCCGUCCAGCGCUGGGAAGGAGCUAGCCCCAGCGGCGGCCACCAAGGGCGGCGGCCUGGAGGAGGCGGCAGCGCCGGGAACCGGGGCUGGGCCCGGCCUGGCCGCGGUGCUGGGCGCUUGUGAACCCGUUUGUGCCAGUCCCUGCUCCCUGCAGCUGGUGAGCCGCUGCCGGGGCGCGGCUGGGGCCCGCCAGGCCGGGGCUGGGGCAGGGGCGCGGGGGGUCGGGCCCGGGGCACGAGCACCGCAGGCUGGCGACGAGUGGAGUCGCAAGGGCAGUUUUAUCCACAAGCCCCCGCAGGGCUGGCUGCACCCGGACGACAGGGUCCUGGGUCCUGGGGUCUCCUACAUCGUGCGGUACAUGGGCUGCAUAGAGGUACUGCGAUCCAUGAGGUCCCUGGAUUUUAACACCCGAACUCAGGUCACCCGGGAGGCGAUCAAUAGGCUUUAUGAAGCAGUGCCUGGUGUCCGAGGUGCCUGGAAGAAAAAGGCCCCCAAUAAAGCCCUGUUCUCCAUCCUUGGCAAGAGCAACCUCCGUUUUGCUGGUAUGAGCAUUACAAUCAACAUCUCCAUUGAUGGUCUCAACCUUAUGGUGCCCACCACUCGCCAGGUAAGCAGCAACCCUGGCCAGCCCUGUGAUGAUGGCUACUUGCAGGCAGACAGCCGGCCUCUGGGCUCUCGGGACUAUGAAGAACACAUGUAUGUGAACACACAGAACCUGGAGAGCUGGGAGACAGAGCCUGCUGCCCCGGAAGAGAGCCCCAAGAAGGACCUUUUUGAUAUGAGGCCCUUUGAAGAUGCUUUGAAAUUGCACGAGUGCUCUGUGUCCAGCAGUGGUCCUGUCCCCAUCGAGGACCAGUGGCCCAGUCCACCCACUCGCCGGGCUCCCAUUGCGCCGACAGAGGAGCAGCUACGCCGAGAGCCCUGGUACCACGGCAAGAUGAGCCGGCGGGCAGCAGAGAAGCUGCUCAGAGCAGAUGGGGAUUUCCUGGUGCGGGACAGUGUCACUAACCCUGGACAGUAUGUUCUCACAGGCAUGCAUGGUGGACAGCCCAAACAUCUGCUCCUGGUGGACCCUGAGGGAGUGGUACGGACCAAGGAUGUGUUGUUUGAGAGCAUCAGCCACCUUAUUGAUUACCAUCUGCAGAAUGGGCAGCCCAUUCUGGCUGCUGAGAGUGAACUGCACCUUCGAGAUGUGGUCAAGCGAGAAUCCUGA